CCCCAGUCCCCAUCCUCCCAGUCUGAGAGCCUCACUGCCACUGGCUUCUCUCCCAACACUCUCUACUCCUGUUCUCUGACUGCUGAAAAUAGCCAGGGAUCUGGACCUCCUGCUGUUGUCACUUUCACUACAAAAGAUUAUAAAUAUUUUCAGCUACGACUCCAGAGUGUACUUCCGUGCUCUGAAGUAAUAGCUACUCUUACAGAGCAGAAACUAAAAGACAUUGAAACCAAAAUCGUACAGAUAUUGAAAGCAGGAUGCGCCGAAUGUAGUAGCGAUAUGUUGGAUGAACAGUCGUUUUCCUGUUUUGAGGAAUCUCCGUCAUUCCUGACAUAUCGAGCCAGACUGGGGUGG
This is a messenger RNA of Geodia barretti, 354 nucleotides long. Lineage: Eukaryota; Metazoa; Porifera; Demospongiae; Tetractinellida; Geodiidae. The record is from the annotation of a GenBank genome assembly.